UGAGGCUGACUGCAGGAGCUGAGACCCAAGGAGCUACUGCCUGAAACGCCCUGCAUCCUCCCCUACCUUCCAUCUCCAUCUCUCUCUCUAUCCUGCAUGUGAAGCAUGGAUUCGAUUUACAUUUUUCUCGUCCUACUUGUUUCCCAAACCUAUUUUCCAGCCUCUGCAGACAGGAAAUUCGGUUGUCUGUUUGAGAACGAGUUGUGCACUCCGUACGAGAUCUGUGUCAACGAUGGAAUGUUCGGGAGCUGUCACUCCAAACCAGUUCCGGGGACAGAGGCGUACACCUAUGAUGUAUCUCUGUCUGUGGUUCAGCACUUCAGGACACUGCUGCAGAAACUCUCCCACAGAGGGUUGAUCUGGGAGGAUGAGGCCACCCAGCAGAUCCUGUCCAAGGAGCUGUCUAAGCUGAGGAAGAUCCCCUACAGACGCCUACAGGACUCCAGCCCCCAUGUCUAUAGCAGCAGCAAAUCCAGACCCUCUACCCAGGCUAUGGACCCAGGAGACCAAAAGAUCAAGCCUGUGGAGGUGGAGCUCAGUAGAAACCUUCAGAACGUCCUACAGCAUCUGGGCCUCCUUUCCCAGGCCUCGUCCCCCACUGGCCCCAAGAGUCCCAGCAAGAGUGACCUUUACCAAUCUGGCGUCUUCUCUGACUACUACCGGCCCAAGUCCCAGGGAGAGGGACAUUUUUCCCCACUGUCCUUAUUCCAGCCUCCCUACCAGGACAGACACUCUGCAGGGGAUGGAGACCUCCUUGUGGCUGCCCUUAGGCACUACCUGUCUGCGCAGGGACCGCCCCAGACCGGGGGGGCCCCCAAAGUCCCAACCUUGCCCUCCCCGCUACGCCCCUCCUACAGCAACAGUAUAGACAGUGCUGGGCCUAAAGAGAACUCUCAAUCCCAAACACCCAACCUGGAUAGACUUUUACUCCUCCAGACAGCUGGAGCCAGUCAACCCUCUAGUCCAAAAGACCCCUUCAGUCCAAUGGAUGAGGUGUUCAUCCAGAAGGUUCUGAAGAACGUGGGCAGACACAAUGUGGACGUGGAAGACAUGAGUCCAAAAGACCUGGACCAGCUGUCUACACUGAUCGCUAACGCCCUACAGGUAGUGGAUAAAAAACAGCCCCAGGCCAGACCAGGACCAAGGGACCUGGGGGAGGAAGAGGAGCAGGAGGAUGAGGAAGGGAAUGAGGGGCCUGGAGAACAGGGGCCCGGGGAACAGGAGGAGGACAGUGACCCUCCAUCCGCCACAGAGAAAACAGCUCCGGAGAGCACUCCCCUAGAGGAGUCUGUGGUCCAAGAGCGACAAAUGGAGGGAGACAGAGAGCCAGCAGGCUCCAAUGACAAGCCCCAGGAUGCCGCCGGCUUAUUUGGAAAGCUUCUGGCGUACCUGGAUAAGAGUGAGUCCCCAGCCCAGAGACUCCGGGGAGAUUCCCCCGGCCAGGCUGGUGUGGGUGCAGGGCUGGGCAAGGGCAGGGAUGUCGGUCUGGAGAAUGUCCGCAGUAAGACCACUCUGGCCGAGGCGGCAGUGCAAAAGAAGUCGACCCACUCAAUGGACGUGGAGGAGGUGGCUGCGGUGGAGGGCUGGAUCCAGGCAGUGGAGCCUCCGGCUGCCAAGAUGGUCUACCCGGAGCCCCUUAAGAAGAAAGUGAACGUCCAGGAGCUGCAGCUAGAUGUCAAAGCUGCUGUGGCCACGAAGAAAACAACCGAUGAUGACUAUGGCUAUGUCAUCACUGACACAGUCGCGCUACAGACUGAUGAGGGACUCCACUUGAUGGAGAUUCUGGCACGGCGGGCCAAGCUGCAGAUGACUGACUUCCUGGAGCUCUCAGUGGUGGGCCCAGCUGUGACCUUCAGAGUACGACCUAAUACCCAGAAUGUCAGCACUGCAGAUGUGGCCAACGUAGCAGUUCGCCAGAAGGAUGCAGUGGAGAAGGAGGCCAAGGUGAUCAUUCUGGAGGCUGGAAUCACAGAUAGAAGCCAGAUCAGCCAGAUUCCCACCAAGUACAGCGCAGCCGAGUCCGCCAAGUUCCUGAUCCUGACAGUGGUGUCUAUCCUUUGCAUCGUGGCUGUGCUGCUGGCCUCCAUCGUGGUCUACUGCCUCCGACACCACUCUUACCUCAAGCUCAAGGAGAAACUCACCAGCCUGGGAACAGACACAGGCAGCGAUGCUACGUCCACCUAUCAAGAACUGUGUCGUCAGCGGAUGUCGGUCAAGCCGCCGGCGGAGUGUCCAGAGCCGAUGCACAGUGUGGCGCCCCAGUUCAGCGACGGGGGGCCCAUCGUCAGCCCCUCGGCACGAAGCUCCACCUCCUCCUGGUCUGAGGAACCCGUCCACUCUAACAUGGACAUCUCCACUGGUCACAUGAUCCUGUUUUACAUGGAGGACCACCUGAAAAACCAGAAUCGUCUGGAGAAGGAGUGGGAGGCUCUGUGUGGGUACCAGGCUGAGCCCAACGCCUCCACUACAGGCCUGGGGGCCGGGAACACAAAGAAGAACCGCUCCAAUGCUGUGGUGGCCUAUGAUCACUCAAGAAUAACCUUGAAGGUUGAAAACAGCCAAGGCAAUUCAGAUUACAUCAAUGCCAGCCCAGUUAUGGACCACGACCCACGGAACCCAGCCUACAUUGCUACUCAAGGCCCUCUCCCCUCCACGGUGUCUGAUUUCUGGCAGAUGGUGUGGGAGAACGGCUGUGUGGUCAUUGUCAUGCUGACGCCCCUCACUGAGAGCGGAGUCAAACAGUGCUACCACUACUGGCCUGACGAGGGGUCCAACCUUUACCACAUCUAUGAGGUGAACCUGGUGUCGGAGCACAUCUGGUGUGAUGACUUCCUGGUUCGUAGUUUCUACCUGAAGAACAUGCAGACCAACGAGACGCGCACCGUCACACAGUUCCACUUCCUCACCUGGCUCAACCAGAACGUCCCUGAGUCCAGCAGGACUCUCCUGGACUUCCGCAGAAAGGUUAACAAGUGCUACCGGGGAAGGUCUUGUCCUAUAAUAGUCCACUGCAGCGAUGGCGCCGGGAGGAGUGGAACAUACAUUCUGAUUGACAUGGUUCUCAAUAAGAUGGCUAAAGGUGCUAAGGAGAUUGAUAUUGCUGCCACCUUGGAGCACUUGAGGGACCAGCGGCCGGCUAUGGUCCAGACAAAGGGGCAGUUUGAGUUUGCAUUGACAGCUGUCGCAGAGGAGGUGAACGCCAUACUCAAAGCUCUUCCACAGUGAGAGGAGUACCCACUACCGAGCCUCAGCAGCAGCUCUCACCGGGGAUCUCUCUCCUUCUCUCUUGUCUGCCAUUCCACAACUCCUCCUCUCUACCUCUCCUCCACCUCUCUGUCUUUGUGGAUGCCGUGUGAGAAAGUGUGACCUGAUCUUAGCUGUGCAAUAUGGCGCCUUUAUUGUUUUGUCUGUGGAGCUUGUUUCCAAACAGACAAUUUAGUGCAUCGAGAAUUUGACUGAUUGAAAAAAAGUUUUAUCUGUUAAAUGAUUGGAAUAUAUUAAUCACAGAAAUCUUGUUUUUAGAUGUCUAUGUAUGUGUGUGUAAAUGAUUAUAUUGGUCAUCACAUCUGAAUCAUAGGACAUAUUUAAGUUUGAUGUCUUUUUUUCACUUUGGUCCCGUGUACUGAACCAUACCAUGUAAAGUAGAUCAGAAGGAAAACUGCUCAGUUAGGUCAAGUGAAUACUGAUAACAAUUCUAGUUACCAUAGUGAUAAUGAUACCAAGCAAUAUGUGUUUCCUCAGAUUGUUGAGACCUGGGCAAAUAAGUGUAAGUUGUGGACAACGAUUGUGAGUAAACCAAAUGUAGUUACGCUAAUGCCUGCCUCAAGUAAAGCAGUUCUAUGAAUUGGUGUGUGUACUGUAUGAUAUUGUCCUUUUGUAAAUUAAGCAGUUCUUCUAGAUGAACUUAUACAUGCAGCAACAAUGGCUUAAGUGUGAUUAUAAACUUGGUGGUUCACACCCUUGUGUAUAUAUAUAUAUAUAUAAAAUUUGCCAGGUAAGAUGACUGAGAACACAUUUGCAGCAAUGACCUGAGGAAUAGUUACAGGGGAGAAAUGAGCCAAUUGUAAGCUGGGGAUGAUUAUGUGACAGUGUUAGGGACAGCUUGGGAAUUUAGCCAGGACACCGGGGUUAACACCCCUACUCUUACAAUAAGUGCCAUGGGAUCUUUAAUGACCUCAGAGAGUCAGGACACCCAUUUAACAUCCCAUCCGAAAGACAGCACCCUACACAGGGCAAUGUCCCCAAUCACUACCCUGGGGAAUUGGGAUAUUUUUUUAGACCUGAGGAAAGAGUGCCUCCUACUGGCCCUCCAACACCACUUCCAGCAGCAUCUGGUCUCCCAUCCAGGGACUGACCAGGACCAACCCUGCUUAGCUUCAGAAGCGGGAUGCAGGGUGGUAUGCUGCUGGUUUUAAAUCAGACUGUAUACCAUGGGUAUGACAAAACAUUUAUUUUUACUGUUCUAAUUACAUCGGUAACCAGUUAAUAAUAGCAAUAAGGCACCUCGGGGGUUUGUGGUAUAUGGCCAGUAUACCACGGCUAAGGGCUCUGUCCCAGCACUCCGCAUUGCGUCGCGCCUAAGAACAGCCCUUAGCCGUGGCAUAUACCACAAACCCCCGAGGUGCCUUAUUGCUAUUAUAAACUGACACGGGAUGUCCCUGUGUCUUAUUAACAGCUGAGUCCAUAUCUGAUUCCCUACUGGUACCCUAUUCCUUAUAUAGUGCACUACUUUUGACCAGGGCUCUAUGCAGGGAAUAGGGUGCCAUUGGGGCCGUAGCCAUGGCAGGUUCAUCUGCACUACAGGAGUACUGUCAGCUCUACCCCAACACUUAGUGCUUUGACAAGACUCAUACCAUUUCAAUCACAACAUCUUAUGUCAAUCUCCAUGUAUGUUGUGUCCAUUGGAUUGCAUUCUGUUUUGUACAUCCAAUAUGUUCGGAAUUGCAAAUGAUAUGACCUGGAAAUGAUAUGUCCAGGAAAUGAUAUGACCAGGCAUUGGUAGCAUACACUACCAAUGCCUGGCUAUUUCAAACUAUUAUUCGCCAGUAGUGUGUACAGUAUUUCCUUCAGCCUCAAAGUAUAUCCUAGUGAAACCCUGGUCACAUAUUUUGCUUAGCAGAUAUUACUUCACUCAUGUUCGACAAAAGAUAUAAUUGUACAUGAUGCAUCCCAUCAUUUCAUGUCACCAUGAAGACAGCCAGAGAGAUGACUGUUUACUUUGACAAGCCAAGGAUAUAUAAUCAUGCCAUUUGAGCCAUUCGGUUCUGAACAAUAGUAAUAGUGGCAGUACAGAGGAGGAAUAGUGGAAUGUUAUUACAUUUGGGCAUAAACUCCUUUUGCCUAUCACAGUUGUGUGUUCCAAAUGGCACCCGAUUCCCUUUAUUGUACAUUUCCUUUGACAAGAGCCCUAUUAGACCUGGUUGAAAGUAGUGCACUAUAAAGGGAAUAGGGUACCAUUUGAAACUCAUCCAGAGUUAAAAAGUGGGCCAUGUUAAUGCUGUGUCCUAUACUGCAAAAACCUUUUAUCUUUCAACUAAUUUAUUCUUUCAACUUUCAACUCAUCUUUCAACUCGGAACCUUAGCAUCGUAUUGUGAGGUCUCUUGCCUACUCAGACAAUGCAAAAAUAAAUAUGUACGGUACAGUUCAGCAUUCAACACCACAGUACCCUCCAAGCUCAUCAUUAAGCUUGAGGCCCUGGGUCUCAACCCCGCCCUGUGCAAUUGGGUCCUGGACUUUCUGACGGGCCGCCCCCAGGUGGUGAAGGUAGGAAACAACAUCUCCACUUCGCUAAUCCUCAACACUAGGGCCCCACAAGGGUGCUUGCUCAGCCCUCUCCUGUACUCCCUAUUCACCCUUGACUGCGUGGUUAUGGACGCCUCCAACUCAAUCAUCAAGUUUGCAGACGACACAACAGUAGUGGGCUUGAUUACCAACAACGACGAGACAGCCUACAGGGAGGAGGUGAGGGCACUCAGGGUGUGGUGUCAGGAAAACAACCUCUCACUCAACAUCAACAAAACAAAGGAGAUGAUUGUGGACUUCAGGAAACAGCAGUGGGAGCAUCCCCCUAUCCACAUCAACGGGACUAUUGUAGCUGGAAAUGGCAGAUUUGUUAUGGAAUAUCUACAUAGGUGUACUGAGGACCAUUAUCAGCAACCGACACUCAGCCGUUUCCAGCUACAAUAGUCAUUUACAACAUUAACAAUGUCUACACUGUAUUUCUGGUUAUUUUAAUGGACAACAUUUUUUGCUUUUCUUUCAAAAACAAUGACAUUUCUAAGUGACCCCAAACUUUUGAACGGUAGUUUACAUAUUCUUAUUCCAUCCCUUUACUUAGAUUUGUGUGUAUAAGGUAGUUGUUGGGAAUUGUUGGAUUACUUGUUAGAUAUUACUGCACUGUCGGAACUAGAAGCACAAGCAUUUCGCUGCACUCGCAUUAACAUCUGCUUACCAUGUGUAUGUGACCAAUAAAAUGUGAUGUGAUUUGAUUUGUGAGCAACAGCAGCACUGUAUGAGCAGGAAAGACAAACACUAACAAAGCAUUGGUCACUGUGGAGUAAGCUCCAAGUCACAUCAACCUGACAGUUAGCUUGGCCUCCUCCCCUUACCCUGCCAAUCUCACCUCAUUGUCAGCCAGAGAGUCUGUGAUUGGCUGGGUGCUAUUCUGAUCUCCAAUCUGCAUGGUGAUUCAUGUGGCUUGGCAGCUUCAUGCUACUUCAGACUGUAGAUUAUGCUGUCAACACUUCCUACCAACCACACAGUAACAGGAUGGAAUGCUGACUGACUCAUGUCGUAUAGUCCCACACGCACACACACACACUGGAGAGAAGGAAGUCACCAUAAGAAAUCCCAGUGAUCAUGAAAAAAUAUAUCAACAAGUGAUAUAGAUGGAAUCUAUUCUGCUUUUCAUAGUAAAAAAUGUGACUUUAAAAAGAUCCACAGGUGGUUUGGUAGGAUUGCAAACACACAGAAAUAACUGCUCUAACUCUGCUCUUCUGCCCAAUCAUCUCUGAGGAUAUAGAGCUUGUGGCACAUUCAGGGCUCUAUUCAAUCCGUAUCGCAGAGGUUCAGCGUUACAGCGUCAGCGGAGACUGCAUUCAUGGUAAACGCUGCAUUUGUCGGCUUUAGUCAGAACGCUUCAGCAAUACAGAUAGAAUAGAGCCCAUAGUCUCUCAAGUCAUCGAUUUGUUGUUUUAUGCUUUCAAAGUCAACGUCUUAGCCAGCUACAAUACUGUAUGUACCAAGCUCUGUAUGUACCAAGCUCUGUAUGUACCAAGCUCCGUAUGUACCAAGCUCCGUAUGUACCAAGCUCCGUAUGUACCACACCCAUUAUGUACCAAGCUAUGUAUGUACCAAGCUCCGUAUGUACCAAGCUCCGUAUGUACCACACCCAUUAUGUACCAAGCAAUGUAUGUACCAAGCUCCGUAUGUACCAAGCAUAGUAUGCACCACACUCAGUAUGUACCAAGCUCAGUAUGUACCAAAUUCAGUAUGUACCAAGCACCGCAUGUACCAAGCUCAGUAUGUACCAAUAUCAAUAUGUACCAAGCUCAGUAUGUACCAAGCUCCAUCAAUAAGCUCUUGUUUUGCCUGGAUAAGCACACUAAAUAAACAGUGAAACACU
Oncorhynchus nerka (sockeye salmon) is the source of this 7625-nucleotide messenger RNA. Its product is annotated as receptor-type tyrosine-protein phosphatase N2-like. The coding region runs from base 106 to 3225 and encodes 1039 amino acids. The record is from RefSeq and is a predicted model, not a curated record. The transcript has 25 exons. NCBI's taxonomy places the organism in Eukaryota, Metazoa, Chordata, Actinopteri, Salmoniformes, Salmonidae. Gene Ontology annotation, biological process: regulation of secretion; insulin secretion involved in cellular response to glucose stimulus; protein dephosphorylation. Gene Ontology annotation, molecular function: protein tyrosine phosphatase activity. Gene Ontology annotation, cellular component: synapse; secretory granule.